Molecule: messenger RNA, 2022 nt
Organism: Carya illinoinensis
Lineage: Eukaryota; Viridiplantae; Streptophyta; Magnoliopsida; Fagales; Juglandaceae
Product: glucose-6-phosphate 1-dehydrogenase 6, cytoplasmic
Exons: 16
Coding region: 215-1768 (517 amino acids)
Biological process (GO): pentose-phosphate shunt, oxidative branch; glucose metabolic process
Cellular component (GO): cytosol
Molecular function (GO): glucose-6-phosphate dehydrogenase activity; NADP binding
Source: RefSeq, a predicted model, not a curated record
GCUCAAACUCUCGGGUGUAAAUAGAAAUACGCAGAAAUAAAGGGCAGUUUGGCGAACAAUGGCGGCUGGUAAGGAGAGAGAGAAUACUGAGGUAGAGAGUUGGUGAACGAGGCAACCGUUUUGACAAUCAGAAAAUAAAAGCUCACUGUUACUUUAUAGUUCCUACCACCACCAAUUUUCCACUCCAAAACUGCAAAUCGAAAGCUUUUAGAAGAUGGAAUCAGGAUCUUGGCACAUCGAGAAAAGAGAUAGUUUUAAAAGCGAACCGUUUGGAAGAGAUGUUGACAAUGCGCCUGAAACUGGGUGUCUCUCCAUUGUUGUGCUUGGUGCUUCUGGAGAUCUUGCUAAGAAGAAGACCUUUCCAGCACUCUACCACCUCUUUCUGCAGGGAUUCCUGCACCCCGGUGAAGUUCACAUUUUUGGCUAUGCAAGGACUAAGAUUUCAGAUGAUGAGCUAAGAAAUCGCAUUCGCGGGUAUCUUAUCACUGACAAAAGUGCUUCAACGGAGCACUUGGAUAAUGUAACCAAGUUUCUCAAACUGGUUAAAUAUGUAAGUGGUUCGUAUGAUUCUGAGGAAGGUUUUCAGCUGCUGGACAAGGAAAUUGCAAAGCAUGAGUUAUCAAAAAAUAGCUUGGAGGGAUCAUCUCGGAGACUCUUUUAUCUGGCACUUCCUCCAUCUGUUUAUCCAUCUGUAUGCAAGAUGAUCAGGCAUAAUUGCAUGAAUAAAUCCGAUCUUGGUGGAUGGACUCGAAUUGUAGUUGAGAAGCCUUUUGGCAAAGAUUUGGAAUCUGCAGAGCAACUCAGUUCCCAGAUUGGACAGUUGUUUGAUGAACCACAAAUUUACCGGAUUGAUCAUUAUUUGGGAAAGGAAUUGGUGCAGAAUUUGUUGGUUCUUCGAUUUGCAAAUCGCUUCUUCUUGCCCCUCUGGAAUCGUGACAAUAUUGACAAUGUACAGAUUGUAUUCAGGGAGGAUUUUGGGACAGAAGGCCGUGGUGGAUAUUUUGAUGAAUAUGGCAUUAUUCGCGAUAUCAUUCAAAAUCAUCUAUUGCAGGUUCUCUGUCUAGUUGCCAUGGAAAAGCCAGUUUCUCUCAAACCUGAGCACAUUCGGGAUGAGAAAGUGAAGGUUCUUCAAUCAGUUCUUCCAAUUAAAGAUGAAGAGGUUGUUCUUGGACAAUAUGAAGGCUAUAGGGAUGAUCCAACAGUUCCUGAUCACUCAAACACUCCAACUUUUGCAACUGUAGUUCUGAGAAUACAUAAUGAAAGAUGGGAGGGUGUCCCAUUUAUACUUAAGGCCGGUAAAGCAUUGAAUUCGAGAAAGGCAGAAAUACGAGUUCAGUUUAAGGAUGUUCCUGGUGAUAUAUUCAAAUGUAAAAGGCAAGGGAGAAAUGAGUUUGUCAUACGCCUUCAACCCUCAGAAGCCAUGUACAUGAAGCUGACGGUCAAGCAGCCUGGACUGGAGAUGUUGACUGUCCAAAGUGAAUUAGACCUGUCGUAUAGGCAACGUUAUCAAGGGGUUACAAUCCCAGAGGCUUAUGAACGUCUAAUCCUUGACACAAUAAGAGGUGAUCAGCAACACUUUGUUCGCAGAGAUGAGUUGAAGGCGGCGUGGGAGAUAUUCACCCCUCUUCUGCACAGAAUUGAUGAUGGAGAAAAGAAACCACUUCCUUACAAACCAGGUAGCCGAGGUCCUGAAGCAGCAGAUGAGCUGCUAGCAAAAGCCGGUUAUGUUCAAACACAUGGCUACAUAUGGAUCCCUCCCACCUUGUAGACUUGAGCAUACUUGGUUUUAUGGUGUGUCUAUCCUGUUGCCUGCCUUUAAAUAUAGUUUGUUAUGGAAAACUGGAUUUUGCAUAAAGCUUGAUAAGCUCUAUUAUCAGAAUAAGAAUAUAUGCUAUGGUGUGUAUUAGAGAGAUACUUGAGCAUUAUAUAAGCAACAGAUACAAUGCACCACCUUUUUGUAAUAAAUUGCUGAUGUUCAGGAACGGUCUGCCUCUCAGAAAGAAAAGAGAUCGAUUCAGCAAA